UCCCCGCCCGCCUGGGUCGGGCUAACGGCUUCCGGUCGCGAUGUCUGGGAGGGGCCGGGGAGAGGCGGUGCCCCGCAGCCGCUCCAAGAUGAUGGGCUGCGAGGAAUCAGAGCUGAAGUCGGGGGAAGGGCAGGCGGCCGUAGCGGCCCCGGGGCCACCCCCGGAACCCCGCGCCCCGGAGCCCGGAGCCCCCGUGCCCGAGCCUGGCCUGGAUCUCAGCCUGAGCCUGAGCCCGCGGUCCCAGAGCCCCGAGCCGCCGAACUGCAGCCCGGGGCGGGGGAAGGGGCGGGCAAACCGGCGGGGCGGGGCCCGCAAGGAGCGGCAGGUCCGUUUCCGCCUGGCGCCACCCUCCCCGGUCCGGGCCCAGCCGCUGGCCGUCCCUGCCGCCCCGGGCGAGAAGCCCGCGGCGUCGCAGGACCUGGGUGCGCCCGCGCCGCACAGCAGCCUGGCUCUGAGCCUCGAGCUGCAGGCCGCGCGGGCCGCAGCCGCGGGCCAGUUCGAUGCCGCGAAGGCCGUGGAGGAACAGCUGAGAAAAUCGUUCCAGACCCGCUGUGCCCUGGAGGAGAGCGUGGCCGAGGGACUGAACGUGCCGCGCUCCAAGCGGCUUUUCCGCGACCUGGUGAGCCUGCAGGUGCCCGAGGAGCAGGUUCUGAGCGCGGCGCUGAGGGAGAGGUUGGCGCUCCUGCCCCCGCAGGCCCGAGCCCCGCCUCCAAAGGUGAGGGCCUGGGCCGGGGUCCCCUCCCGCGCCCCCUGCCCUUGGCCGCCGCGGCUUCUUCCCUCUCCUCGUGUAACUGGCUUUGGACUUCAUUUCCGACAGGAGCCCCCUGGGCCAGGGCCGGACAUGACUGUGCUGUGUGACCCAGAAACGUUAUUUUAUGAGUUUCCACACCUGACCCUGGACAGUCUGCCCGCUCUCCGCCUUCAGCUCCGGCCCCGCCCUUCAGAGGAUACCUUCCUCAUGCAUCGAACACUAAGGCGAUGGGAAGUGUAGCCCAGGAGGCGCCCAGAAUUGCUUGUAUUUUUGUGUUGAAAGUAACAUAAUAAAGUGGUUUUGCUAACAAA
This is a messenger RNA of Myotis daubentonii (Daubenton's bat), 1062 nucleotides long. It is a transcript of the gene PPP1R35, whose product is annotated as protein phosphatase 1 regulatory subunit 35. Gene Ontology annotation, biological process: positive regulation of cilium assembly; positive regulation of centriole elongation; negative regulation of phosphatase activity. NCBI's taxonomy places the organism in Eukaryota, Metazoa, Chordata, Mammalia, Chiroptera, Vespertilionidae. Gene Ontology annotation, molecular function: phosphatase binding. Gene Ontology annotation, cellular component: centriole. The record is from RefSeq and is a predicted model, not a curated record.